Octodon degus (degu) is the source of this 3284-nucleotide messenger RNA. It is a transcript of the gene Dnm3, whose product is annotated as dynamin 3. The coding region runs from base 180 to 2756 and encodes 858 amino acids. NCBI's taxonomy places the organism in Eukaryota, Metazoa, Chordata, Mammalia, Rodentia, Octodontidae. Gene Ontology annotation, cellular component: membrane; microtubule; cytoplasm. Gene Ontology annotation, molecular function: GTP binding; GTPase activity; microtubule binding. The record is from RefSeq and is a predicted model, not a curated record. The transcript has 21 exons.
CUGUGGGGCUGUUAGCUGUCAGGCGCGGAGCUGCGGGCCAGCGGCUGCAUCCGACGUCUGCUCCUGGACCCCGCGCUCGGAUCCCAGCGCCCCAAUAUCCGUGAGGGCAGCGCGACCCGGCUCCUGGCCAGAGCGCCGAGGCGAAAAGGGACCCGUGGACACCUGGCCGCGCAGGCAAGAUGGGGAACAGGGAGAUGGAGGAGCUGAUCCCGCUGGUGAACCGUCUGCAGGACGCCUUCUCGGCGCUGGGACAGACCUGCCUGCUGGAGCUGCCGCAGAUCGCCGUGGUGGGCGGCCAGAGCGCCGGCAAGAGCUCGGUGCUGGAGAACUUCGUGGGCAGGGACUUUCUUCCUCGAGGAUCAGGCAUCGUGACAAGACGACCUCUUGUGCUGCAGCUUGUUACUUCUAAAGCAGAAUAUGCUGAAUUUUUGCAUUGCAAAGGAAAAAAGUUUACAGAUUUUGAUGAAGUUCGCCAUGAGAUUGAAGCAGAAACAGACCGAGUGACUGGAAUGAAUAAAGGCAUUUCUCCUAUACCCAUCAACCUACGAGUUUAUUCCCCCCAUGUGCUAAAUCUAACCCUUAUCGACCUACCUGGAAUAACUAAAGUUCCCGUGGGAGAUCAGCCACCAGAUAUUGAAUAUCAGAUCAGAGAAAUGAUUAUGCAAUUCAUCACAAGGGAAAACUGUCUGAUUUUGGCUGUGACCCCAGCCAACACCGAUCUUGCAAACUCAGAUGCACUGAAGCUCGCUAAAGAUGUUGAUCCUCAAGGUCUGAGGACCAUUGGAGUGAUCACCAAAUUGGAUCUUAUGGACGAAGGAACAGAUGCCAGGGAUGUUCUAGAGAACAAGUUGCUGCCUCUUCGCAGGGGUUAUGUAGGGGUAGUGAACAGGAGCCAGAAGGACAUAGAUGGGAAGAAGGACAUUAAAGCAGCCAUGCUGGCAGAAAGGAAGUUUUUCCUUUCUCACCCUGCCUACAGACACAUUGCUGAUCGCAUGGGCACCCCACACCUGCAGAAGGUCCUCAAUCAGCAACUCACCAACCACAUUCGAGAUACCCUGCCAAACUUCAGGAACAAACUGCAGGGGCAAUUGCUGUCCAUAGAACAUGAAGUGGAAGCCUACAAAAACUUCAAACCAGAAGACCCCACUAGGAAGACCAAAGCCCUUUUGCAGAUGGUUCAGCAAUUUGCUGUGGACUUUGAGAAGAGAAUUGAAGGGUCGGGAGAUCAAGUAGAUACCCUGGAGCUCUCAGGUGGUGCUAAAAUCAAUCGCAUUUUCCACGAGCGUUUUCCUUUUGAAAUAGUGAAGAUGGAGUUCAAUGAGAAAGAACUGCGAAGAGAAAUAAGCUAUGCAAUCAAAAACAUACAUGGUAUCAGGACAGGGUUGUUUACACCAGACAUGGCAUUUGAGGCAAUAGUCAAGAAACAGAUUGUAAAGCUGAAAGGACCUUCCUUGAAGAGCGUAGAUUUGGUCAUGCAAGAAUUAAUCAACACCGUGAAGAAGUGUACCAAAAAAUUGGCGAAUUUCCCCAGACUGUGCGAAGAAACAGAAAGGAUUGUUGCUAACCACAUUCGGGAGCGAGAAGGGAAGACAAAGGACCAGGUCCUGCUGCUGAUUGACAUUCAAGUAUCCUACAUCAACACCAACCACGAAGACUUCAUUGGCUUUGCAAAUGCUCAGCAGCGGAGCAGUCAGGUUCACAAGAAAACCACGAUUGGAAAUCAGGGAACCAAUCUUCCGCCUUCAAGGCAAAUUGUCAUUCGUAAGGGGUGGCUGACCAUCAGCAACAUUGGCAUCAUGAAAGGAGGUUCGAAGGGGUACUGGUUCGUCCUCACUGCAGAAAGCUUGUCCUGGUAUAAAGAUGAUGAGGAAAAAGAAAAGAAGUACAUGCUUCCCUUGGACAACCUCAAAGUUCGCGAUGUAGAAAAGAGCUUUAUGUCUAGCAAACACAUAUUUGCCCUCUUUAACACAGAGCAAAGGAAUGUAUACAAAGACUAUCGCUUCCUGGAGCUGGCAUGUGAUUCCCAGGAGGACGUGGACAGCUGGAAAGCGUCUCUACUAAGAGCCGGAGUCUAUCCUGAUAAAUCUUUGGCUGAAAAUGAUGAGAAUGGACAGACAGAAAACUUUUCCAUGGACCCACAAUUAGAGAGGCAAGUGGAGACCAUUCGCAAUCUUGUGGACUCCUACAUGUCUAUUAUCAACAAAUGCAUCCGAGAUUUAAUUCCCAAAACGAUAAUGCACCUUAUGAUCAAUAAUGUUAAAGACUUCAUAAACUCAGAGCUCCUAGCACAGCUCUAUUCUUCAGAGGACCAGAACACCCUGAUGGAGGAAUCUGCUGAGCAGGCUCAGCGCCGAGACGAGAUGCUCCGAAUGUACCAAGCCCUGAAAGAAGCCCUAGUAAUCAUCGGUGACAUCAACACAGCCACUGUGUCCACCCCGGCCCCACCUCCCGUGGAUGACUCCUGGAUUCAGCACUCUCGCAGGUCACCUCCUCCAAGCCCCACCACGCAGAGGAGGCCAACGCUCAGCGCUCCCCUCACAAGACCUGCUUCGGGCCGAGGACCAGCUCCCGCCAUUCCCUCUCCAGGCCCCCACUCGGGGGCUCCCCCGGUCCCCUUUCGUCCUGGACCCUUACCUCCUUUUCCCAACAGCAGUGACUCCUUCGGAGCCCCUCCGCAGGUCCCGUCCCGGCCUACGCGGGCCCCACCCAGUGUCCCCAGGUUUGGUGCCGUGAAGGAUGAAGCUGCUGAACCUUGAAGUUGGGGGCUAAGUGUGCAUGGAAAUUGAGGAGCCUGUGUGACUGGCGUGGCUCUGAGUCCCUACGGGCCUGUCCUGGACAAGUCCUGCUUACUCUCUGCUCACCAGGCCUCUAAAGUCUGACUCUUAGCAGCUGAGUGACACUCAAACAAACAAAUGGACUCACCUUGUGAUUUGUGAUGUCAGCCACAAGCUAUCUGCUUUCCUCACUGCCCCACUUUAAAGAAAAUAUUUUCUAAAAUUAUAACUAGAUAUCCUGAUAUUUCAGUGAACCAUAUUUUAGCAACUGGAAAGCCAAGCAAAAUUUUUUUUCCAAAAGUAUAAUUGCCAAGAAUAGAAACAACUUGGGGUUUUCUUUUAAGGCAUCUUGGGAGGCAACCACGUUACAAAACUUGUUAUUGAAAACCCCAAGUGUAAUUAAUAAUUUGUUGCAGGUUUACCAUGAGUUGUCAUGAUGCUUAAUGUACUUUAAUGAAAAUAGGAUUCUGGGCACAUGCUGUACAUGAAAAAAAUAAAGUCCAAUUUCAU